CUGUAAUUGGGGGAGUACGAAAUGGUGCAAUCUGCAAUCUCAAACAUCUUGAGCACUUCUCUGGUAUAUGCGAUAAUGAGGAUCUUUCUGCUACAUGAGCUGUGCGUCAUAUGAUCUAUUGGCCAAUAGGAAUAUUCGAGGCAACGCUAUAGUUAACUAAGUAAGUUGUAUGCGAAAUAUCUAUGGAUGAGCAAUGCGAACCUUUGGAACUAAUCGCAUCGCAUAGAAGGGGAUGAGUUAAACCGACUACAAACAUACACCGAGACGAGAGCCUCCUAACAUAACUCGACCAUACAAAUAACUACCUAAUAUUUAUGCAAAUGCCUUCCGAUCUCCUAUCCCAAUAGACCGAUGGACGACUAUCCGGCGGGUAGCCUGGACCACAAUGUCCCAUUCCUCGUCGUCUCUGGCCUGAGCACUGCUCCUACCAAGUCUCCUAUAACAGAACCCAGCUUAAGAGAGCAGGCCAUUCUUGUCCGAUCAGAGAUACCUCCUGUAGAGAGUCGAGAGGCUAAGGUUAUUCUUCGAUGCAUUCUAGAGAAGGACGCCACCGGUCUACCGUGGAAUUCCCAAGACACAUCGAAGAGAUACAAAUUUAAGAUCAAACCUAUCGGGAGAGAAUUCCUACUACCACCUCGUCACGCUCGUCUCCCUGAAAACUUCGAGGAGCCUUCAUCGCCCCUUAUUCUUCAUUCUCCAUUCUCUCCCCUUAGUCCCGGUUCUAGUCUAUAUCCAGAUGGUUUAAUAGAUACGCGAUGGCUUCAAAAGCACCAGGAACUCGUCCCUAGUAUAUGUUUGACAUUCUACAGUUUAACCUCUGAUCCUACGCUCGCUACCCUACACGAUAACCAACUUAAGGCGGACAUAAAUGCAGUGAAGAAUGCUAUUGGUCAGUCUGGUCAUAGAUGUCGGCUUGUCGUGGUUAUACUCAGUGACCAGUCACCAAGUACCGUAGGCCAGUUUCAAGAAAGACUGGAGAAUGUUAGAAGGAGCACUGGAUUGGACCCGAAGAAUUCACUUUUUGUUCUGCCUACUCAACGACCUGAGGCAGAUCUAGAGAAUGCUGUCGAUAGUGUUCUGACCGCAGUAUUCGAUCAAGCGACCGAAUAUUAUCGCGAUCUUGGUAGACAUGCGCGUAAGAAGAAGGCAAGGGGAUAUGCGCCACAGCCGACUAUUCCCCCUACAACCGGCACUUCUCACACGUUAUCUUUACAAGGUUGGAAUGUUCGGUACGACUUCAAAACAGCCGUGUUUGCGGAGUACCGCCAGGAGAUAGACAUUGCUGUACGUGCUUACGAGCAAGCAUACGACACUUUACUGGGUGCGGACGUUCUCGAGACAAUUCCGGGAUGGAGCCCUAGGUUUAAUGAUGCGCGGCUUUUAGCUGAUAUAAUAGCUAUACGAUCCUUAAAAUGCUUACUGUGGACCGGCCAAAGCACUGCCGCUGUCAGGAGAUGGCAAUCACAUCACGACAGGAUAUGUGAUCUGGUGGAUAGAAGGGGACGAGGAACGCAGAAUUAUGGGUGGAAAGCCUGGGAAGCGAUAUGGAGUAGGGUCAUGGCUAAUCUGAUCGAAAAAGUACAAUUCCCAGAAUUAGAACCAUCUGCUAACCUACCAUAUCGCCCACCGGAAAAGACUCUUUCGGCGGAGCGUCUGCAGCCAUGGGAGCUUCUUCAUCACCAGGGGUAUUGGUAUCGAGUUGCUGCGCGACAUUUAUCUAAUAGACGAAGGCUAGCGUUAUCAAUACCCGAAGAUGAUCGAAGAUCACCCGACCAAUCCUCGGCAUCUCAGCUGAGUAAAGGGUAUAGAUAUGACACUUAUAUGUGCCCUGAGCCUCACCAAGAAGUUCCAUCGGUUGGGAUGGGUGUUAAUCAUAGCCAAUUGAUUUUCGACCACUUAAUGCUAGCACGGAACGAGUUCCAGAAGCGACAUCAAAUUCGGACGUCAGCAGAAUUGGCGCUUGAGGGUGCGAGGGAGCUUGAGAGGAUGCAAAAAUGGAAAGAUAUCAUGAACCUAUUAGCCCCUCUGUGGAGAGAUAUGUUCUUCCGCACAGAGGGUCGGUGGGACAUCAUGGAAGCAGUGUGCUGGACACUGCGGGGUGCAGCUGUGAAAGUUGGCCAAAAAGAUCUGAUCGUCGCUAUUGAUUGGGAACUUCUUAAUAGGGGAUUUUCUAGGCGACCAGGUUGGCAUUACGACAUAACGAAGGCAUUAGAUGGUGUGGCUGUAGAUGGACAACCCAUUAUUAAUAUCAGCGACGAGCAUGUAAAAUCAUUCAUACAAGCUUCAUUCAUUUUUAAGAAUGAAGAAGGAAAAGCGGGUCAGAGUUGCCCUGCUCAACUUUCGAUCACAUCUAAUGCUUUCCCGGAUGCUGCGCCAGUGGUCUUCAGCGCGAUCCGAGUUGAGUUUGAAGGCAGUCUACGCACUAUACAACUAAACCAUGAAGCCGGAGAUAAGCAAACACCGACAUCUCCAAAAGUUCGGGUCACAAAAACAGCUUUAGUGGAAACCGAAACCAACGACGAUGAGGAUUCCGACGAUUCUUCUGAGACGGGCUCUCAAGCAACUACUGUUAUUCUAGAGGGAACAGAUGACUUGACCGUGUUGCCAGGUCAGACGCGGGUCUUUGAGAUGGACGUCGCGUUACGUGAGCCCGGUGAUGCAAAUGCAUCUUCAAUAAAGAUGUCAGUAGCUCCGAAAGCUUUCACGCUGAGAUACACCGUUGGGUUACGAGAAACGAAUUCGGUAGGCCUGUGGUAUUCUCAAUCAUCGUCGAGGAAGAAAAUUACACGGACAAAUCCGCACAAAAUCAACGUCCUCCCAAGACCUCCUAAGAUGGAGGUCAGACUCGUGAAUACACUUGAGCAAUAUUACGCAAGUGAAUCUAUCGAGCUUGAAUUGGAGAUCCUUAACGAAGAAGAUGCAGACGCAAUCACCAAAUUAGAUGUACUAUUAUCCGGGCAUGACGUUCCCAGCUUCAAAGUGCAGGAUCAGGACGGUGGAGAAUGGUCAAGUUCCACAGAACCCGCAGAAUCGAAACUUGACGGAAUACUGCUUGGAACAAUAUCAAGUUCUAAGUCUAUCAAGGCUAAAAUUAUCCUUGAUCCGGCCAAGGGACCUAUCGUGUGUAACCUAAUGGUGAAAGCACGGUAUCACCUUACGUCAGAUCCAGGGACACCGAUCAUCCAGCAGGAAACUUACCACCUGAACAUUGUCAAUCCAUUUGAGGCGAGCUACGACCUGUCUCCUAGGUUACAUUCCGAGUGGCCGAGCUAUUUCAAUCUUGAAGACACCCACCGGGCGGUCGAGGAUGAUCAAACCGUUGACUCUUAUCGAGGACUAGCACAGAAAUGGUCUCUUGCCACGCGUUAUGCCUCCUUUGCACAUGAAGACCUAGCUAUCCUAGAUCUCGAUGUCAACAUUCUUUCUACACAGGGAAAUGUGCGUUGCACGACGUCAAAGUCUCAGGCAACAGCGGGAGAUGGCGUUACGAUUAGCCCUAAAACGAUCGAGGAAGCACAAUUCGAGCUCAUCGCUCAGAAACGUGACCUUGACGACAGAUCACCGGCUACAGCUGACCUCGCUCUCAUCAUCAAAUGGCGGCGUCUUACCUCGCCCGAGGAUACGAUAAACAUCACUACAUUACCACUCCCACGCUUCUUCGUAACGACGUCGGAGCCCCGCGUCCUAGCCGGCGUGUCGUAUUACGCACCGCCGCCCGGUUCCUCAUCAUCGGCCGAGCAACUCCUAUUCCUGGACAUCACGAUCGAGAACCCCUCCUCGCACUUCCUGACUUUCGGAUUGAUGAUGGAGCCUAGUGACGAAUUUGCGUUCUCGGGAUCGAAGACAACGACGCUGAAUGUGCUGCCGGUCGCCAGGAGGACCGUGACCUAUAGGUUACUGCCACUGGUACGAGGCGCGUGGAUCAGGCCGACCUUGGUGGUUAGGGAUAAGUACUUUCAGAAGGUACUGAAGAUCAUCCCGACGGAGGGUAUGAAGGGUGAUAAGGAUGGUGUGUUGGUGUGGGUGCCGACGGAGGAUGAGGAGGGUGGUGAGAGUGAGGAGGAAGAGGAAAGCGCGGAGUGAGUGAGUGAGUUUGGAGGGACAGGCUGAGAUACGUGGGUAUGUACAGAUGAUUAGGUUUAUGUUGUUGAUGGUGAGAUGGUGAGGAUAUGGAUGAAGAGGCUGUUACCUUUAGUUAUUUGAUAUAGAGGAAUUGAGGCGCACUCGUACGGUAGCCUACCUGGAUAGAGUGAAUGCUCAUAAUGAUGUUCUAUAUGUUGAAAAUACG
Annulohypoxylon maeteangense is the source of this 4288-nucleotide messenger RNA. RefSeq names its product Gryzun, putative trafficking through golgi-domain-containing protein. Bases 352 to 4083 code for a protein of 1243 amino acids. The record is from RefSeq and is a predicted model, not a curated record. The transcript is spliced from 3 exons. NCBI's taxonomy places the organism in Eukaryota, Fungi, Ascomycota, Sordariomycetes, Xylariales, Hypoxylaceae.